Messenger RNA from Drosophila ficusphila, 1296 nucleotides. RefSeq names its product LIM domain-binding protein 3-like. NCBI's taxonomy places the organism in Eukaryota, Metazoa, Arthropoda, Insecta, Diptera, Drosophilidae. The coding region runs from base 1 to 1296 and encodes 431 amino acids. The record is from RefSeq and is a predicted model, not a curated record. The transcript has a single exon.
AUGGACACAGUUGUCCUUCUCGACGAGGAGGAGACCGUGCCGUGGGUACCGCCCCAUCGAGAAACACCACCGCCCUCAUACGAGGAGCUUUUCGGGCCGGGCCCGUACCCGGAGCCCGACCCUCCAGCAUCAGCCGGGGUCAGCACCGCUGCCACCAUGGCGGUGCGGGCCACCGGCGCCGCUGCCACGGGCACACCCAGGCCCGCACCCAGUGCCACCGACGCCAAGGAGCAGGCCACGCCCACGCUCACCGCCGCCGACGACACCGCCGACGCGGCAACCGUCCGGGCAGGAGCCAGCACCCCCACGGGGGAUGACUUGCUCGCGCUCCUGCUGGGGAAGCUGGCCGCGUCCCCCGACGGACCCACCACGUCCGCCGCAUCCCAGCAGCGGGAGGCAGUCCGGGCCGCGGUCCGAACAAUAAUGGCCACGAUCCCCACGGCGGAAGCCACUGCUCAACCCGACGCAGCCGCUGGAUCGACCGCCGGCAUCCCACCGGCCGCCACUGCUCAAUCCGACGCAGCCGCCGGAUCGGCCGCCGGCAUCCCACCGGCCGCCACUGCUCCACCCGACGCAGCCGCCGGAUCGGCCGCCGGCAUCCCACCGGCCGCCACUGCUCAAUCCGACGCAGCCGCCGGAUCGGCCGCCGGCAUCCCGCCGGCCGCCACUGUUCAACCCGACGCAGCCGCCGGAUCGGCCGCCGGCAUCCCGCCGGCCGCCAUGGCUCAACUAGACGCCGCCACCCAAGCGGCCGCCCAACCGGACGCCGCCGCCACGGCGCGCGCCCCGACGCCGCCUGACGGCACCGCGGCCACUGCAGCCGUAGCGCCGUGCCGCCUGCCGUCCAGGCCCGUGCGGCGGGUGAGGCCUAUGCCGGCCACCGACCAGCAGCGCUGGCGUGGCCGCCAGCCUUUGGCCAACCCCGAAGGCGAACCAGUCGGCCGCCCAGGCAUCCUCCGCCGACCGGCCCCAUGGCCCAUGGAGGAGGCCAGUACUGACGAGGAAUUAGGAGAGGACGCCGAGGAAGACGAGGAGGACGCCGACUCGGAGGAGGAGCUUCCCCCGGUGGAUCCCCUGCCUCCAAACGCCCAGGUCCGCGCCCUCGACGGAUGGGUUACCGAAGACGGGUGGGUACCCAUCGCCCUCCUGCGUAGUAUAGACGGGCAUCUGCGCCAGCCGAGACGCCGGGAGGUGCGCUACCUGGAGGAGGUAGCCGGCAUCCGCUAUCGCAUCCAGAUCUCGACCAGCGGCCGGGUAAAGGUCUUCCCGCACCCCCGAGGAAGGGAUGGGGUGUGA